Molecule: messenger RNA, 1413 nt
Organism: Meyerozyma guilliermondii ATCC 6260
Lineage: Eukaryota; Fungi; Ascomycota; Pichiomycetes; Serinales; Debaryomycetaceae
Product: enhancer of polycomb-like protein 1
Exons: 1
Coding region: 1-1413 (470 amino acids)
Biological process (GO): regulation of transcription by RNA polymerase II
Cellular component (GO): piccolo histone acetyltransferase complex
Source: RefSeq, a predicted model, not a curated record
AUGGCAGUUCUCCCUUCGGCGUCUGCCGGUAAGGCGCUGUCCUCAGCGGGAGCACGUUUCCGGCAGCGUAAAAUAUCCGUGAAACAACCGCUCAUCAUUUACAAACAACGAGAUUUGCCAACUCUCGAUUCGGCUAAUGAUCUCGAACCAUCCCAAGUCCAUCACUUGAAUCUGUCUGCUGGUAGUGGCCAGCGUGAUAUGCAUGCGAUUGACACAGGUGUCGACAAGAACGAGGAAGACGAGGUGCAUUUGCGACAAGUGAUCAAUGCGGCUCAACGAGCCCUCAUGCAUUCAAAAGAAGACUCCAAGAAAUCCAAUGGCUCGAAAGAAGAAGCUUCUUCUGUAUAUAUCCCUACCCCUGAUGCUUCCCGGAUAUGGGCGGAGGCGAAGAAGUAUUAUAGUGAUGUGACCUUCAAAGAACCCGAGUCGUAUAUCAAAUUCAGUGCGACUGUUGAAGACACCGUUGGUGUCGAGUAUAAUAUGGACGAAGUGGAUGAAGCUUUUUUGAAUAAUGUUUUGAAUCAACCCAAAACCAAGGGCAAGACAGACCAAGUGACUCGUAAAUGCUCAGAACUCGAAUUUGAAAUCAUUUGCGAUAAGCUUGAAAAGACAAUCGAGGACAAACAACCAUUUCUAUCCAUGGACCCAUCUAACAUACUUUCCUACAAAGAAUUAUCAAACUACAUAUUGGAGGAGUAUCGUGGCUCGUCUCAUAAUGAGCCUUAUGUUCAAGUCGGUAAUUCCUUGAAGUACCUUUCAACCACAGCUUUGAAGGAACGGUUAUCAAAAGAAUUGCAUUAUGAACCCUAUGUUACCCUAUUUGACAAAGAUUAUGAAAAUCCUCAAGCCUCGGUAUCCAUUCCCAAGCUUAUGAGCUUGUACGGACAACAGAUUUACGAACAUUGGAAACAACGUAAAAUAGAGAGAAAAGGUCAAAGCAUUCAACCAUCGUUAAAGUUCGAAGAUCCUAAUGCCAAUGAGAAGGAAAACGAUGCAGAUCCUUAUAUCUGUUUCCGUAGACGAGAAAUCCGUCAAACGAGAAAAACCAGAAGAGCUGACAGCUUGGGUGCUGAACGAAUUAGGCUUUUACAGAAGUCAUUGCAUAACGCCCGUGAUUUAGUGUUGUCAGUAUGUCAAAGGGAAAUACUCAAGUUAGAUAAUUGGAACGCUGAGCAAAGCUUGUUCCGUGCAAGAUGUGAGGCUAAAAACAUCAAGCGUAACUUGGGAAUCAAGGGAGAUGAUCACUUGUUCAUCCGCCACAAGCGGAAGAGAGUCAUUAAAAUCAAAGAAGAAGAAGAGAGACGCGUCAAGAAAGCUAAGACUUCCGAUACGAGAGAAGCUUCUGCGAUGUCUACUUCUAAGCACAUGAAUGGCCAUUCCGAAUCCCAGUUCAUCCACUCAACCUUAUGUUAA